Pecten maximus is the source of this 1323-nucleotide messenger RNA. RefSeq names its product amine sulfotransferase-like. Bases 1 to 900 code for a protein of 299 amino acids. NCBI's taxonomy places the organism in Eukaryota, Metazoa, Mollusca, Bivalvia, Pectinida, Pectinidae. Gene Ontology annotation, cellular component: cytoplasm. The transcript has 5 exons. Gene Ontology annotation, molecular function: sulfotransferase activity. The record is from RefSeq and is a predicted model, not a curated record. Gene Ontology annotation, biological process: sulfation.
AUGGCGGAGCAAGUUGAGAUACGAAGCAAGGAUGGGAGUUUUCAAAAAUUGCUUAAAUAUGAUGACAGGUACUAUGUGCCUAAUUUCGUUGGAAAUGUAAAGGAUCAUCUUGCUGCAAUAGAUGUGAUGGAGGUCAGGGAAGAUGACACAUUCAUACUCACGUACCCAAAGUCAGGAACCCAUUGGACAUUUACGCUAGUCAGCAUGCUGCGUACAGGCACGACAAUCUACCGCGGAUCGCCCACGUUUUUAGACUAUACCGACAUGGAGACGCUUGAUAAGCUCCCGUCCCCUAGAGUCCUGGCGACUCACCUAACCUUUGACUUUAUGCCAAAACAGGUCAAAGAGGGGAAGGGCAAGGUCAUUACAAUUUUUCGUAAUCCAAAAGAUGUCUUGUCAUCACUUUUUACCUUUUUGACAAAAUUGGAUCACCCAGAUUUCCUGAGUAGGUACCAUUUCAAGUGGGAGGGUCUACUCGAAUUUUUCAUGGAAGGCGAAACUUACUGCGGAUCCUGGUUUGAUUACAUACAGAAUUGGGAUAAAGUGAUGGCGGAACAUAGGGGGAACAACGUGAUGUACCUCAUCUAUGAAGAUAUGAUACAGGACCUACGUUCCAAUGUGCAAAAGUUGGCGAUGUUCCUUGGGGUGUCUUUCGGACCAGACUACCUGGACACGGUGACUAAAAAGUGUACGUUCCUGAACAUGGUUACAGAAGCCACAAAGGCGGCCGCACCAUCCGAACAGUGGAAAGAAGUGACCAAAAAUAAAACACUUCCUAUCUACAGGAAAGGUGAAGUCGGGGACUGGAAAAAUUACUUCACAGUUGCGCAAAAUGAAUAUUUUGAUAAAGUAUAUAACGAGAAAAUGGAAAACUCAAGUUUCGAUUUCAGAUUUGAAUAACAAAUUAACAAAUAUCCUGGCAACAUAGAACAUAAUCGGAGCUGACUGUUAAUACAUAAAUAACGGAAAUGGCGAAUUAUGCUAUAACAGACAUAUCAUGGAGGAACAGGGAUCAUUUUAAAGAAUUAAUUUUUGAUGGACACAAUAUGGCUGUCAAAUGACGAGAGAGAUAGAGUGAUUUCCAAGAAGGACCAGGCAGCUGAGUGAUCCCCUAACAUUAGUAACAAGUCAAUUUAAGGACCAGACAGAUGUGUUAUGUCCUUGGCAUCAGUGGCAAGUCACUGAAGGACGCAACAGCUAUAUUUAUGAUGAAUAUCAAUUAACUAUUUGAGAUUUACUCUUUGAUCUUUUGUACAGCUCUCACGUGAUAUACAGAAAGCCACAGUAACCAGGUAUAGCAUAUGUAAUCUUUUUCAUAUCUUA